GUCGUUCAAGUCUUGCGUUUCGAGUUUCCAAUACGCUAAACAUAACAUUUCCAGUUCGCCUUCUAUGAAAUCGUACGGUUGAUCUUUCCGGGCAUCCAUGAAUCGACGGGCCAUGAACUCCAUUUCACGAAUAUACACGGUAACGAUGAGUCCAACAAUCUCUUUGGAACCAUCUGUCAAAAGUCAUUGCCAUCUACCGGUAAAAUGGCCCAAAAAUCGAUGUUUCGGCGGUGCAAGGGUGUGCCCAAAUAACAUAUAAGAGAUACAGAAGGUACCGAUAGCGCCGAUUGUUCGAGUAGCAGCAAUAACCGCAGCACUAAUAACAGCACUAAUAGUAGCAGCAGCGAUGAUAGUAUGACAAGCCCACCGACGUCAUUUAAACAAAGAAAAUACGGCAAAGACAUUUAUAACGGUGUCGGUGGUUCGAUCCAAAUGGGUUCCUACGACGACGACCGGUGUCUAAGCGUCAGCGGCGAUGACGAGGACGCCAACGGCGACGGCGGUGACGAUGGCGGCAACGUAGUGUCUCUGCCAGACUCAAGCGUACCAUCACAACGGCGGGCGGCUGCACUACCGUCGAACACCGAUGGCGGCGUUCUGAUGACGUCUUCGCCGCCGCGAUUAACGACGUGCGGUGAUUCUGACUGUGAUUCCGACGAUGAAUCUGACGGUGAUUCUGACUUCGAAUUAGAAAACGCCAUACGUUAUAAAAAAAAAAUCGAACGAACACACGCUGACGACAACCUUUCGGACGACGACGACGACGACGACAACAUUUCUGACAGCGAAACUUACAGUUCUGACGAUGAGCCGGCAAUAGUUGGUUACGGAGAACGCAGACGUACACGAUCUCGUAAUGUAUCCGACUCGCCCCCACUCGAUAUUCAGGAUUUACUGACGGGCGUGGUUGUCGACGACUGUGCGCCCGACGACAUUGACGUUAGGUAUACUUACAACAUUAACAACGAUUUGGCGUACUCAAAGUGUACGCAGAAAUUCCAAUUUCCAGUGUAUUCGAAAGCCGACCAAAAGGUUAUUAUGGCUAUCCGAAAGAAAUGUAAGAAAUUCGUGACAAUCAAAGAUACCGUGUUCGUCAAAAAUCUCAUUUCCAAAUAUACGGAUUCGAAAAUUUUCGAUUGUAAUCACUACCCGUCGAGGUUUCCGUCGAAAAAUCUCGAAGAGAGUAUGACCGCCUUGAAAACACUGUCGAAAUGUUUGACCGACGAUUUGACAAACGGAAAAACGAUAAUGGUACAGCGUUCCGCAUUGGGCGCUGCGCUAUCAGCGUACAGCGCCAACGUGGAAGUCGUGCCGACGAUAUUCCAAAGACACACAAACCAUGUCAAGAAUGCACGUGUAUAAUUUACAGCAUGGGAUUAUACCUACCGUGUAUAUUCGUGAAAUGGAGUUCAUGGCCCGUCGAUUCAUGGAUGCCCGGAAAGAUCAACCGUACGAUUUCAUAGAAGGCGAACUGGAAAUGUUAUGUUUAGCGUAUUGGAAACUCGAAACGCAAGACUUGAACGACUAUGACGAAACCGUGGUGCGGAGUAGUAAAAAAAAAAUAUUGGUCCACAUCGUGCGAAACAUAACGGAUCUGGUGGAACGUUCUGUGACACGGCCCGAAACGAUUUUGAUGGCGCUUAGGGAUUUACAACAUUCC
Aphis gossypii (cotton aphid) is the source of this 1660-nucleotide messenger RNA. Its product is annotated as clumping factor A-like. NCBI's taxonomy places the organism in Eukaryota, Metazoa, Arthropoda, Insecta, Hemiptera, Aphididae. The record is from RefSeq and is a predicted model, not a curated record. The coding region runs from base 355 to 1362 and encodes 335 amino acids. The transcript is spliced from 3 exons.